Molecule: messenger RNA, 1782 nt
Organism: Octopus sinensis (East Asian common octopus)
Lineage: Eukaryota; Metazoa; Mollusca; Cephalopoda; Octopoda; Octopodidae
Product: zinc finger protein 239-like
Exons: 2
Coding region: 234-1379 (381 amino acids)
Source: RefSeq, a predicted model, not a curated record
AACAGAGCUGUGACACAGAACAAAGAGAUCCCUGUUUAUAGAAAGAAGGUAAAUUUUGUGUGAAAUAUUUCUUGCGACUGCAGCAAUAUUUCUUCUUCAAUGAGGAUUUUGCAUUCCUAUUAACCUUGGAUUACAAAAGAGCUGGCAGCUUCUGCAGAUAUUGACCAAGAUAAGAAAUUUUAUAGGAAUGAAGUGUGUAAACAUCUGCAUAUUGUGGUGAGAAAAUAUAGAUUAUGGAAAGUGAAUUGUGUGAGGACAAUGUGAAAUGUAAAAUGCUGACGGAAAGUCUUGACUUUAUUGAGGAGGUGCCAAAAGAUAGAGGAAAAACAUCUCACAACUGUGAUAUCUGUAAAAAAUCAUUUGCUCGGAAAGAAAGCCUCGCUACUCACAAACGUAUUCAUACAGGAGAGAAACCCCACCACUGUGAUAUCUGUGGAAAAUCAUUCUAUCAAAAAUAUGCGUUAACUAAUCACAAACGUAUUCAUACUGGGGAGAGGCCGUACCGCUGCAAUAUCUGUGGUCAGUCAUUCUCUGAAGGAGGAACCUUAACUAAGCACAAACGCGUUCAUACGGGAGAGAAACCUUAUCGGUGUGAUUGCUGUGGUCAGUCGUUCUCUGAAGUUGGUACACUAACUAAACAUAAACGCGUUCACACAGGAGAGAAGCCAUUUCGUUGUGACGUCUGCAGCCAGUCCUUCUCUGAAGGAAGCAGUUUGACCAGGCACAAACGCAUUCAUACAGGAGGGAGGCCAUAUCACUGUGAUGUCUGUGGUAAAUCAUUCUCUCAGAGUCAUGUCUUAACUAAUCACAAACGCAUUCAUACAGGAAAGAGACCUUAUCAGUGUGUUAUCUGUGGUCAGUCAUACUCUACGUUAAGUAUCUUGAGUACACACAAACGCAUUCAUACGGGAGAGAAGCCAUUUCAAUGUGAUGUCUGUGGUAAAUCAUUCUCUCAAAAUAAUGUCUUAAAUAACCACAAACGCAUUCAUACAGGAAAGAGACCAUAUCUAUGCGUUACCUGUGGCCAGUCGUACUCUACAGCAAGUACCCUGAGUACACACAAACGUAUUCAUACGGGAGAGAAACCUUAUCGGUGUGAUAUCUGUGGUAAAUCAUUCUCUGAAAAUACACAUUUGACUGUACACAAGCGCAUUCAUACUGGGGAGAAACCCUAUCAGUGUGAAAUCUGUGGUCAGUCAUUCGCUGUAGGAGGGACCUUAGCUAAGCAUAAACGUAUUCAUACGGGAGAGGAGCCUUAUCAGUGUGACACCUGUGGUCAGUCAUUCUCUCAAAAUGAUCAAUUAAAUAAGCACAAAUGUACUUCCACAAGAGAGAAGGCAUAUCACCAUGAUAAUUCAUUCUCUGAUAAUGAUGGAUGAACCAAACACAAAGGUAUUCAAACAGGAGAGAAAGCAUAUCAGUGUGAUAUUUGUGGUAACUUAUUCUCUUAAAAUCACCACUUAACUGGACACAGGUGUAUACUUACAGGUGAGAGAUCUUACCUGUGGUUAGCCAUUCUCUACAGGAUGUACCUCAACCAAACAUAAACAGAUUCACCUUGCAGGGAAGCCAUGUUGUGACAGGUGUGAUAAAUCAUUGAAUCAAAGGCUAAAUUAAUUGAACAGAAAUAUAUUCCUACAGAAGAUAUCACUGAUAUCUUUAUCCUUUCUUUCUUGUCAGCACUCUGCGUUCCUUGCUCUUUCGCUCCCUACUGGCGUGUUUGGAAGAAAACAAAGUAUUUUGAUAAUGUUAUUUUUAAUCUAAUAAAGACUUUUAUAUUGA